AUGCCAAAAUGCGAAACACAUUUUGGGUUCAACUCGCUGAUGGUGAUGGUGAUUGUUGCCGCCGCUGCUGAUGUUGUUGGGCUUAUCAACACGCCGAUCACCUGCGACAGUUUCCGUUUUGCCUCAGAUACUGGGCCAUAUACACAGGACCUAAUUGCCCCGCACCCAGUUACAGUUGCCAGUUACCAGUUACCAUUUCGGUUCCAUUCCCACAAGCGAACAACGAGCCCUCGACCCAAACCCCCGCUCAAGGUGAGCAAUGUAAAAACUUCCUGUGCACUCAUUUAG
Molecule: messenger RNA, 288 nt
Organism: Drosophila ficusphila
Lineage: Eukaryota; Metazoa; Arthropoda; Insecta; Diptera; Drosophilidae
Source: RefSeq, a predicted model, not a curated record